AUGGUCAAGUGUAUCGAACUCAUCGCUGCUGUAAGUGCCGCCAUCUUUGUCGGCGUCAUCUCCGCUGCCAAUGAAGGUGACCAGACCGCCUCAGUGAGCAGCGGCAAGGUGCGACCUGCAGAGAACGACGACGUUGCGAGCGACAACGCCAAAGAGCUCACAGUCGACAACGCCUGUGUGCUGGCCGACUUCAAGACCUCGACAACCGACUUUAUUGGCCUGAACAACCUGCUUAGCAUCGUCAAGGCAUCGCCUCUGCUACUGUCGCCGUAUGUCAGUGACCCACUCAUUAUCGAAAACGUGGCGCUCGCUCCACUCAACUACUCCUACCUUGGGUACAACCUCCAAGUGACGCCGAUGUUCAACUGGAUGAACGUCUCGGGCAUCACGACGAUCGCGCCCUAUCCUGUCAACGUCACGAGCUCCAACACACUGAAUCUAGGGGCGGAAUUCACGGGCACUGUCGCCCUUCAGGGCACUAUGACGUUCGCAGUGGCGCUGCCCGAGCGCGAGUGGUAUCAACUCUGCGUCGUCGACCUGCUGCACCCGAGCGAGUGCAAGCCGCAGCUCGUCACGGUUCACAUGUCGAUCUCGGUCGAAAAGCCGCGGAUCUUGACCAACGUCGAGGCGAACCUGUACGAGUGCGCGCCGAGCAUCCCCGAGUCCGCGUGUCAAAACCUGACGACGAGCACGAUCACGGUCGAUGCUCUAAGCGGCAACAUCUCGGCCGUGUACUCGUCGAUCUACAAGAACUUCAAAAACGCCAAGAUCAACAAGCUCAAGUUGGACUGGGAAGCGAUCGCGCAGAACGACAUUUCGUACGUCGUGCACGGCAUGAGCAAGUUCGUGUCCAAGUUCCUGACGGAUAUGCUCGGGACGGAGACCGAGAGUCUGAACGAGAAGGGCGAGUACUAUUACAACUAUAUCAAAGUCGUGCAGACGAUUCUGCUGUCGCUGAUCGACAAGACAGUGGACUCGUCGCUCGAGCCGCAGUUUCGUGCCACGUGCUUGUGA
Molecule: messenger RNA, 1014 nt
Organism: Peronospora matthiolae
Lineage: Eukaryota; Oomycota; Peronosporomycetes; Peronosporales; Peronosporaceae
Source: the annotation of a GenBank genome assembly